UAUGUCACUCGACAAAGCCCGUUACCUGGACCAUUCCCUUUACCGUAUAUAGGAAACGCCUUACAAAUUCUUUACAUGAAUUUCAAGGAGGGAAAUUAUCAAUUCGAUCUGGGGGAGUACGCAAGAAUGCAAGUCGAGAAAUACGGUCAUAUUUCAGAAGUAUAUCAAGGAAGUACUAGAGUGAUUUACUUAAGUAAAGCGGAAUACUUGGAGAAAGUUUAUGUGCCCAAUUCUAAUUCGAAUUAUUUUGCCAGACCGGAUAUAAACGGUGUGAGUGAAGUGAACGCUGUACACGGUUUAUUUUUUAAUAAUGAUUUUAAAAGUUGGAAGAGGAUUAGAAAAUUCGUUUCGCAAUCUUUAAUGUCACCAAGAUUUAUACGUGAAUUUACGAGCACCAUACAACAAUU
Funneliformis caledonium is the source of this 407-nucleotide messenger RNA. The record is from the annotation of a GenBank genome assembly. NCBI's taxonomy places the organism in Eukaryota, Fungi, Glomeromycota, Glomeromycetes, Glomerales, Glomeraceae.